AUGGACCUCGACCCCUACACCUACUUCAUGACCGUCGUCAACAAGAUCCUCAACGAACCCGACCCCCCCCCCCCCCCCCCCCCCCCCCCUCCCGACUCUCCGCCGUGGCCUCCUUUCCUUCACUCUGGGGUUCAUCCGGAUCCUCCUCAAGUAGUAGCGGCUGGGUCGCUCCUUGAGGGGGAGAUGAUGGAUGUUCAAGCCGAUGAUGAGGAGCCGGACAUAGAUUCUGGCCCUCGGAGGCUUCGUCCGGUGCCUCGCGAGCCCGUACGCCCUGCGGCUAUAGUUGCUAGCAGGGAUGUCUUUGACAUUCCGGAGUCUGACGACGAGGAUGAGGAUGAUGAUAGGCCUGCGCCCCCUCCAGCAAAACGUCGCCCUGCCGGCCCGCCCCUUCUGCUUCCUUCUGCUACUAGCCUGCCAACCCCCCUCCAGCACGCCAACGACCUCGCUGCCGCCCUCGCCUCCUCCACCAUCGCCACCCUCCUCCGAGAGCGCAGCCGCCGCGCCGAGCUCGCCCACGCGGAGCUCAUCGACGGCCUAUACGGCCAAGACCAGGCGGGCCUGCCCUGCGGUGCGUGCGUGGAGUGCACGCAGGACAUGCCUGCUGGGGGCUGUCGUCGGUAUCAUGUAGAUUUCUAUACCAAUGACAAUCUGGGCGGUAAAUGUAGUUCGUGUAGGGUUAGUAGUAGCCAAUGCGGCGGGAGAGAGGGUAUCGUGGAAGCGGGCCCCUAA
This is a messenger RNA of Mytilinidion resinicola, 729 nucleotides long. RefSeq lists its product as uncharacterized. NCBI's taxonomy places the organism in Eukaryota, Fungi, Ascomycota, Dothideomycetes, Mytilinidiales, Mytilinidiaceae. The transcript is spliced from 2 exons. The record is from RefSeq and is a predicted model, not a curated record. The coding region runs from base 1 to 729 and encodes 242 amino acids.